Molecule: messenger RNA, 3099 nt
Organism: Thelazia callipaeda (thelaziosis nematode)
Lineage: Eukaryota; Metazoa; Nematoda; Chromadorea; Rhabditida; Thelaziidae
Source: the annotation of a GenBank genome assembly
AUGGAGGAUAACAAUGCAUCACUUUUUUUACGUGAAAAAAAGGCAAAAAUUGAAAAGGCUUGCUUAGUAGUAAGAAAAUUGAAAGAGGUGCAUUCAGUAAGUUUCACUCAAAAUCUUUCAUCGGUAUUGUUGGACCCUAAACGUUCUAGAACUGAAAUACAAACAUUCUUCACUAGACAUUGGGGUGAUUCCUUCGUACCCAAAAAUCGUAUACCACCAACACCAUCUUUACCAACUAUAUUGGAAGACCAUUUCAAGAAGUAUCUUGACACUACUACCAAAAAGUACAAAAGAUGUAUGAAAGCAAAAUGUGAGCUUCAGCGCACGCUAGCACGACAUGAAGAAGAUACGCGUAUUGAUGCUGAAGAUAUACCAAAAAUCCUUCUUGAUCCAUAUUUUUCACUGGCCGAUCCAACAACUUUUGAAGCAGUUUUCUUAGAACCAGUUAAUGGAGAGACUGAUAGUUUAUAUGUCAACGGUAAACUAUCUACGGCCUUUCUCGAUCACCACCGAUGCGCUAGUGACGUAUCACUAACACCCAGCAGCUCGAGUAAUUCAAUUGAAGUAUUGUGUAAAACAUACGAAGCAGCGAAUGGUCGCUAUUUUAGACCUUAUGACGGUCUACAGAAGCGUCUUGAAUUUUAUCAUGACCUGGUCGAUACGAGACUAAACAAUCAGCUGGCUUUAAAAUCUAAUGCUUUUUGGAAAACAGUGAUAUCAUGUGGUAGUUUAAAUAGCGAAUUAGCUGAUGCUUUAGGGAAGGUAGCACUAAUCAGGAAAAGUUUACAAGAAGUGGAUAAUCAGUUAUAUCAUCGAAUAAAAAGUAUUACCAACAUAUUCGAGGUGCGCAAGCAGCACAAAAAAUUAUUGGAUAAGUUGCGUGAGAAAGUUAAAAAUUUUGCGUCUACAUUAUGUGCUACUGCUGUAUUCCAGGAUAUAGCCUGCCUUCGAGAUGCUCAGCUAACUGUUCAGACGCUAUUAAAUCAGAACGAUUAUCCAAAGGCUCUAGAAUGCAUUGACACAGCUCAAGAUGUUUUAAAUAACGAAUUGCGAGGUGUUAUCUGUUUUAGACAUUUGGAUGUACAGUUACAUGAACUGCAUAGAGUAAUUGCAAGAAUGCUUUAUGAAGAAUUUGUAACUUUAGUACAAAAGGAACUUAGUCGACCGUGUGAAAGUGAAAAUGAUGUUGCUUAUCAAGAGGGACAACUGAAUCCAAUCGUGAUCGGUUUAUUGCAAGUGAAGGAAUACCGAUUUAUUCACGUUUUGCAGCAAGAAAUUGUUAUCACAUUAAAAAAUUUGCUGAGACAGAUCAUUAAAGCACAUGUUGUGCAAAGUGUUAGUGACGAUGGACUUACAGAGUUUGAUCCCUCACUUGGUAAUUUGUGUACCCAAAUGCGAAGAUUAAAUUUUGACCAAUGGUUCACUACCUUACGACAUGUUCUUCACGUAUUUUAUUUAAUGUGCUGUAGAGUGCAAAGCAUACAAGAAAUUAUCCUUGAUAAUACUGAUCAUUUUUUGCAAGUUCUAUCUAUAAGGUCGAAGAAAAACCAGGAAGUUAUUGUUGAAAAGGAUUUAACUCAAGAGUCUAGCGAUAUGAAGAUUUCGUCGAAUCCAGCAAAUGAGCCUUCAACUUUAGUGGAAACGUGUGCUUGUGAAAAUUUCGAAAAAACAGCUACAGAAUUAAAAGCAGAAAAGAAAAAUGUAAUGGAGGGAAUAGCGUCAGGAACGAAAACUUCUGUCUGUAAUCCAGAGUUAGAUGUAGAACAAGGUAUAGGUGAUGCUGAAAAGUUGCUAGACAUGAAUCAACAUGUACCGUCAAAUGAACAAGACAGUGAUUUUCUAUCGGAGAGUAAUACGUUAAAUACAAUACUGACAGCACCAGCAGCAUCAACUCCUGCAGCUUUUUUGUCAAUGCCGUGUCGACAUAUCAGCCAGAUAAAGUUGUCAGUAGCGUUGCUCACAGAACACGCAGCAUAUUCGGCUCAAGAACGCAGCUCUCGUCUUUUAGUUGCAAGGUCGAAGGAUGGUUUUCUUGAACGAUUAUCCUUGUCAGAAUUUGACAAUGUUUUACGUGCUAUCCGGGAAUUUGUUAAUAACUGCGAUACGUUAAUUGGCACCGAAAAAAAAUUUUCUAACCCUUUAGAAAUAUGUGUUCUUCAGCAAAGCAAUCAUUUUAUCAAGAAGUUUCAUGAAGAUCGAAAAAAUAAACUCAGUAGUAUCUUGGAUACGGAAACUUGGCGUGUCAAUGAAGUACCGGAACACUUUCAACGACUUGCUGAUCUAUGGUUACAGAAAAAUCGUUUGACGGAUGUAGGAUUGUCAGAACAGGAACAUGUAGCUCCUUCAAAGCCGAAUUUAAUAGUUGGAAAAGAGUCAUAUGUAGCCGUAGGGACAGUCUUUAUUCUGCUGCAAACGAUCGCUCAAUAUUGUGAUGCUUUAGAAGUGCUUCCAGAAUAUUCCUCUGAACUUCUGAUGCAUGUUGUGGAACUAUUAAAAAAUUACAAUAGUCGCAGUUGUCAGCUAAUUCUUGGAGCAGGUGCUUUACAACUGAUCGGUCUUAAGUCGAUCAGUGUCAGGCAUUUGGCUCUUUCUUCAAGAUGUCUUCAAUUAGUUCUUCGAUUCGUACCAUUUAUUCGAGACGCAUUUCAAGAAAAACUUCCUGCUGACAAGCUGCCUUUGCUGCGACAUAUUGAUCAAUUAGUUCGAGAUUACAGUGACCAUGCGCAAGAAAUUGUGAACAAGCUUAUUACAGUGAUUGAUCAUCAUCUGGAUGUGCAACUUCAAACAUGGGAAGUCAAAGGUUCUAUUCCAUCGCCUACAUUCCAACAUAUGUGUCGACAGCUCGGGAAGUUUUACAAUGGGCUAACGGGUAUCAUGCCGGAAAGUAUGAUCAAGGAGUUGUUCUUACGUGUUCAUGAGAAUUUCAAGAAAAUUUUGAAAAUUCAUCUAAACAGACUGAAUAUUUCACCACAUGAUUCUCUCACGUAUGGAUGGGUAAGUCAAGAAUAUUGGUUUUACAUUAAAAGCUUGCAGUCGAUGCCUUGCUGCUCGGACCUGAGGGAAGAAUCAAUUAGCGAAGCGCUUUUUUCAAAAAAUUAA